Molecule: messenger RNA, 709 nt
Organism: Serinus canaria (Common canary)
Lineage: Eukaryota; Metazoa; Chordata; Aves; Passeriformes; Fringillidae
Product: helicase SRCAP-like
Exons: 3
Cellular component (GO): Swr1 complex
Molecular function (GO): ATP hydrolysis activity; histone binding
Source: RefSeq, a predicted model, not a curated record
UGCCGAUUUUUGCGAUUUUUGGGGCCAUUUUUAAUCCGAUUUUCGCGCCGAUUUUCACCAUUUCAAGCCCGAUUUUCCCCCGGAUUUUUUUCCCAUCCUUUCCCCGAUUUUUCCCGGCAGGAAUCCCUGGAAUCGCGGCGUGCCCGGGGCCGAGCCGAGCGCCUGGAGCGGCUCCUGCGGCUGAACGAGCAGCGCUGCGGCCUCAGCCCCGUCUACGGCCGCGAGGUUCUGCAGUUCCUGACGCUGCCCCCGAGGGAGCUCGGGGAGCCCGGGGGGGCCCUGGAGGGCGCCGUGCUCACACCCCCCCAGCGCCUCCAGCACAUGAAACCCAUCCUCGACAGGUUCCUGGUGGCCGUGCCGGCGGUGGCCUCGCGGGGGGUGUCCCUGCACAGCGGGCGCCCCCCGCCCUGGGCGCAGCGGCAGCGGCAGCGCCUGGAGCAGCACCUGAGGGAGGAGCUGAGGGCCCGGGGGGCUCACCUGGCCCAGGGGCUGCAGACGCAGUUCCCGGACCCCCGGCUGGUGCAGUACGACUGCGGUAAGCUGCAGGCUCUGGACGUGCUGCUGCGGCGGCUGCGGGCUGGCGGGCACCGCGUGCUGAUCUUCACGCAGAUGACGCGGAUGCUGGACGUGCUGGAGCGCUUCCUCACCUUCCACGGGCACAUCUACCUGCGCCUGGACGGCUCCACCCGCGUCGAGCAGAGACAGGUGA